Messenger RNA from Blastomyces gilchristii SLH14081, 1023 nucleotides. RefSeq lists its product as uncharacterized. Gene Ontology annotation, biological process: molybdopterin cofactor biosynthetic process. Lineage: Eukaryota; Fungi; Ascomycota; Eurotiomycetes; Onygenales; Ajellomycetaceae. The transcript has 3 exons. The record is from RefSeq and is a predicted model, not a curated record. The coding region runs from base 484 to 1023 and encodes 179 amino acids.
AGCUAGGCUAGCCCUGUAACUUAGUGGAGUAAGUUACUCUACUCCGUAGUAAACCUGCUCUGGUGCCCCGGCGAUCGAUGCCCUUCCCCCGCCGUCACAAAGUCACAAUCACUCCUACAAAAAUCAUCAAGGAACAUCCGUCGAGAGAGCUGUCAGGGCUGCCAUAGUAAUCAGAACUAUUAACAUGCAAAAGAUAUAUUGUAGUUAUUUGCUAAACCCCUCUCAGCAAACGGCUUCCUUUUGUACAUACAUUCAUAAAUAUCUGGUAUCUCGCAUAUCCAAUCCAUGAGUAACUUGUACAAAGAAGCCAUCCACCUCGUCAAAGCGGAGGCCGCGACAUCCUCCCUUUCCUCCUCCGCACAAAGCCCUAAACCGCAUAUCAAAAGACACCCAUCUCUCGCCCCUCUCUACACCACAAUGGGACUCCAUCCACCAUGGAUGGCUACACAUUAAGCUCAAAGGCAACGAGGACUGCCUCUGAUAAUGACCGGAAAUCCCGUCAUCUUUGCCGUCAAAGGCACUAUCGCGGCGGGCGAUGAGCCCCUCCCCUGGAUAUAUUAUCCGCAGAGCCAGAAGGGGGUAUACCCCUAUGUGGAAAUUAUGACUGGAGCUAGGUUUCCGCCCACUUCUUCUUCUUCUUCUUCUUCUUCUUCUUCUUCUUCUUCUUCUUCUGCUGCUGCCGGUGCUCCUGCUAGGGAUGAACACCCCUUCGACUGCUGCGUGCCGCCUAAUCAGAAUAAGCGGCUGAAGGGGGAAGAUUUUCAGAAGGGGGACGUGAUCACUGAGGAAAAUGCGGUUAUUCGCCCACCGCAUGUGAUGGCGUUGGCUUCGGUGGAGUUGAGACGUAUUGGUGAUCGUGGUCGUGGUCACUUUGGGAUCCCGGAUGUCAAUGGCCCUUUUAUCUACGCAGUGUUAGAAGCGCAAGGGUGCGACGUGGACUUUCUUGGGGCGAUGGAGGAUAACGGCCAGAUUGCAGCUGAGAAGAUUCUAUCCCGUCUACAGGGACGACAGGGAAGGCGGUAG